GUUACGACCCGUGAGGUCUGUGUGUUGUGUUUGUAUUGCUGUGGGUGUUCUUCUGUCUCUCUCCUACAGGUGUUCCGUGUUUGAAGGUUGACGCGGUGAGAAUCUCGCAGCUGAAGCUGAUCAGUGGCAAUUAGUGGGGUGUAUAAGUUGAACCAGUAAAGUGCCUGGCUGGCUCUCACUCUUUCUGGGCGGCUCGCGUGGUACUGUGUGGCUUACUGUGUGAACUACUGUGUGGAUUGCUGUGUGGUUAAGGCGUGAUCUGCUGGGUGCUGAUCUUAAGUUUUCCCGCGCCGUCUGUUUGGUGAUUCGGUGGAGGCAGCUGUUGGAUCAGUGUUCCCGAAUCGAUCAGCGGAAAGUGGUCGUGGUGAGCGGCGGGUAAUAUCCGUGUGGGUUUUCGGUAGCGCGGCGGGAGCCGUGGAGACCGUAUUGUGCUGCACAUUUUCUAUUCAGUAUAUAUUAUUAAUAAAUGAAUAUCUGAACUUGACACGUGUUUUGAGUUAUCCUUGGUUUUUCCAUCCUGGGUAUUUAUUUAUUUAUUUAUUUGUUAGUCCCACAUCCCUAGACAAACUGGGACGUAACAAAAGUGGGGGCGUGUCCGAGAUUUCUUUGGAAAACCAGGAUGCUUAAUUCAUGUUUCAUGUAUGUAUGGUGAUUCAGUUUAUAUCAUAAUGGUUAUUAUUUAUAUUUAUGUGUAAAUAUACUUUUUUGUGUGUUUAUGGUAGUGUAAUCAUUAAUUUUACCCCAAGUAAAUUUCCACUUGAACUGCUUUCUCAGCUUAGUGCAGGGUAGUGUCCAGCUGGGCUGAAACAGCCUUUCCAUCGGGCACUAGUUUAUUAUUUUGCCUUUUUUAUUUUUGGAAGUAAAUCCUGGGCGGAGACUACGUUCUCCAAAGGGGGCUGGCGUUUCAGGGUUUCGACCGCUGAUGUAUUGCCUGUAAGUCGCCUCGAGCCCGGCACGCUUCUGAAGAUAGAUAGAUUUGAACCAGUUUGAUAAAUGCAAGAAAACUGAACUCCAUGACAUCGCAAACCAUUAUGACAUCACUGUAUCCACUUCCCUAAGGAAAGCUGAACUUAAAGCUGUGAUUUUAAAUGGACUUAUCAGUAAAGGGAUUAUCAUAUUACCGGUAAUUAUGAGUAAUCUUGACCCAGAGCAGAGUGUGGGAGGGGACCAACUGGGUAAUGGGACUCCUACUGGUCAACAGGGGGUACCACUAGGGAAACCCAUAACGAUACCCCAAUUUGUGCCAUUCUCAGUCGAGUCAACUCCUGGCUCUAAGCAGGAUGGCCGGUUAAAAGUUUGUUUAUUGAGGCUUCAGAUAGAGAAGGAAGAGAGGGAGAGAGAAUUUCAACUCCGUCGAGAGCUGGAACUAAAGAAAUUAGAAGCAGAUACAACCCUUAAAAUGAGACAACUGGAAUUGCAGACAAAUAUUGAAGUUGCUCGUCCUGAUACUUCUGCUAGUGUGUUGCCUGCACAGUCUGCCAGUGGGUAUGAUGUGAGUAAAUAUAUUUCGCUGGUGCCUAUUUUUCGUGAGGCUGAAGUGGAAACCUAUUUUGGUGCAUUUGAACGCGUUGCUGGAGCUUUACGCUGGCCUAAAGAGGUAUGGGCCAUUUUACUUCAGUGUAAAUUAACGGGUAAGGCCCAGGAAGCAUGUGCAGCACUGUCUGUGGAGGACGGGUUGAAUUAUGAACGGGUUAAGAGUGCUAUUAUGAGAGCUUAUGAGUUAGUGCCGGAAGCAUACCGACAGCGUUUUCGUGGCCUACGGAAAGCACACGAUCAAACGUUUACAGAUUUUGCGCGAGAAAAGGGAAUCCUUUUUGAUAGAUGGUGCAUGGCAUGUAGAGCCGAUGAUGUGGCCUCGGUACGUGAGUUGAUCUUGCUUGAGGAUUUUAAAAACUGUUUGCCAGAACGGACUGCUGUAUAUCUGGGUGAACAAAAGAUUACUUCCCUACAACAGGCAGCUAUAUUCGCAGAUGAGUUUGCGCUUCUGCAUAAGGCCACCUUUAAUAAGCGUGACGCUCCUUCACGAGUAGGUGUUCAAAAAACUGAACCGGUGGUUCAUAAGCCCUUUGACAGUCGUCACAGUGUAGCUCCCAUUCAAAAGGCAGACAGAGUAUGUUUUUUUUGUCGUAAGCCGGGACAUUUAAUUGCGGAGUGUAGAGCUUGGAAGGGUCAGCAACCCAGUUUAAAUCAAAAACAACCGAAGGGGGUGGGGUUGAUUAACAUGUCUUCCCAGCCCCAGGGGCUAGAGACUGUGAUCCAUGAGACUGACGAUUGUUUUAAACCUUUUAUUUCUGAAGGUUUUGUUUCUUUGACAGGAAAACCAGAAGACCAGCGACGAGUGAGAAUACUGCGGGAUACAGCCUGUUCGCAGUCACUAAUGCUGUCUGGCACUCUCCCUGUGUGUGACAGUUCUGAUGUAAGUGCAGUGGUGAGGGGUAUUGAGAUGGGUUUCGUACCAGUGCCACUGCACCGGAUUUAUGUCCAGUCUGAUCUAGUGACUGGAUUUUUCACGGUGGGUGUACGUACAGGGUUUCCGAUAGAGGGCAUUGAGUUAAUAAUUGGGAACGAUAUUGCUGGGGGAAAGGUGUUUCCUGUCCCUAGAGUGGUUAGCAAUCCCAUCCUUGAGUCUGAGCAGGAUGAGUUGGGGAAAAGUCAUCCUCAUAUUUUUGUAGCCAGUGUUACUACAAGAGCACAAUCUCGUGAAAAGUCCCAGGAAAUUAACCUCUCUGACUCACUUCUUGCUUCUAUUUUCUUUGACCCUGUGAGCUGUAAGGUGGAUAAGGCUGAAAAGGCAGUGGACUCUGUGGGUGAAUCGGAUCUUGCACCUUUGGCGCUCACUCCCAAGGCUCUGAUAAAAGCUCAGAGAAGUGACCCUUCAUUGAUUAAGUGUUUUGAUUUAGUGGUCAAGGAUAAAAUUGAGUGUAACAGCAGACAACCUUUCUUUUUGGAUAACGGGGUACUGAUGCGCAGGUGGGUUUCUCCGACUGAUGAUGCAGGUAUAGAAUCCGAUAUCGAUUGGAAGGUGGUUUGUCAGGUAGUUGCACCUGUUGAUUGUCGACAGCAGAUAUUGUCAUUGGCACAUGAGCAUUUAUGGGCAGGUCAUUUGGGCAUUAGUAAAACUUACAACCGUGUACUAAAACAGUUCUUUUGGCCAGGUCUAAAAAGGGAUGUGACCCGGUUUUGUAAAACCUGCAGGACCUGUCAAGUUGUCGGCAAACCAAAUCAGUGUGUUCCACCGGCCCCGUUACAGCCCAUUCCGGUAGUUGGUGAACCAUUCGAACAUGUCAUUGUUGACUGUGUAGGCCCAUUACCAAAAACCAAAGCGGGUAAUCAGUUUCUGCUCACUGUGAUGUGUCUUGCUAGCCGAUUUCCAGAAGCUAUUCCCCUACGGAGAAUCACAGCCGUAUCAGUAACCAAGGCACUAGUUAAAUUUUUUACUACAUAUGGGUUGCCAAAGGUGGUACAAACUGACCAGGGAACAAAUUUCCUUUCCAAGGUGUUCAAACAAACUCUUAGCUCAUUGGGAAUCACUCACUCCAUAUCUAGUGCCUAUCACCCUGAGUCACAGGGAGUUUUGGAGCGCUGGCACCAAACGUUAAAGUCCAUGUUAAAAAAAUACUGUCAUGAAACGUGUAAAGACUGGGAUGAAGGAGUCCCUUUUGUACUUUUUGCUGCUCGUGACACAAAACAGGAGUCUUUAGGGUUUAGCCCAGCCGAGCUUGUGUUUGGCCAUAAUGUGCGUGGUCCGUUAAAGAUGCUGAGAGAAAAGAUGAUGUAUGAGGAGUCUCCCAAAACUAAUGUGUUGGAUUUUGUUUCCCGGUGGAGAGAGCGGUUACAUCGUGCUGUGGAGCUGGCAAGGGAGUCACUUUCUUCCACGCAGACCCGUAUGAAGAAGCGAUUUGACCAAAAAGCAGUCGACCGGCAGUUUAAUGCAGGUGACAAGGUGUUGGUCUUGCUGCCCGUUCCUGGGUCUACCCUCACUGCCAAAUUCUCAGGGCCAUAUGAUGUGGAAAGGAAGGUCUCAGAGACAGAUUAUAUCAUUCGUACACCUGACCGUAGACGAAAAACACGCUUAUGUCAUAUAAACAUGUUGAAGCCUUUUCAUUCUAGAGAUGUUGUUCUGAUGGAACCGGUGCAGAGUCCAACAGUGGCAGUGGUGGGAGCUACAACUCUUGUUGAUGACUGGUCUGAGCCUGAUCUAGCAACGCCUUGUGAAGAUCACAUGUGCGGUAGGCUGGCUAACUCUGAGUUUAUGACUACUUUAGUUCAACAAUUGUCUUACUUACCCACAUCUCACCAGCAGGAUGUGAUAGCCUUACUUCGUGCUCAUCCUUCCAUCUUGAAUGACAUUCCAUCCCGUACUACGGUGCUGGAGCAUGAUAUAGAUGUGGGUGAUGCAAGACCUAUUAAACAGCAUGCUUAUCGCUCUCCGAUAGCCAAACGAGAAGCAAUGAAAAGAGAAGUCCAUUAUCUGGUAAAACACGGCCUAGCUAAGACUAGUUACAGUCCGUGGAGCUCACCCUGUCUGCUAACGCCUAAGUCUGACGGCACCUUUCGGUUUUGCACUGAUUUUAGGAAGGUGAAUGCAGUUACUGUGUCUGAUUCUUUUCCGCUGCCUCGCAUGGACGACUUAAUUGAUAGGGUUGGCCCAGCUAAAUGUAUCACAAAGUUAGAUUUACUAAAAGGAUAUUGGCAGGUGCCUUUGACCCAGCGUGCUUCAGAGAUCUCAGCCUUUGUGACGCCAGAUGUAUUUAUGCAAUAUACUGUGAUGCCCUUUGGGGUGAAAAAUGCUCCUGCCACUUUCCAACGCCUAAUGCAACUUGUGCUGGGGGAUAUACCAAACUGUAGCGUCUAUCUUGAUGAUGUAGUCGUGUACUCUGAAGACUGGGAUAGCCACAUGUCCAGCUUGAAAACUGUGUGCCAGCGGUUAGCCGAUGCCUCUCUUACACUGAACUUGGCGAAAUGUGAAUUUGGUAAAGCCAUGGUUACCUACCUUGGUAAACAGGUUGGCCAGGGGCAGGUCCGUCCCUUAGAUGCCAAGGUGGCUGCUAUUCUUGCUUUACCAAUCCCUACAACUAGACGUGAGCUUAGGAGAUUUUUAGGUAUGGCUGGAUAUUAUAGGUGCUUUUGCCAAAACUUUUCGGUCGUGGUUGCUCCACUUACCAGACUAUGUAGCCCUUUCGUACCCUUUCUGUGGGAUGAUGUAUGUAACCAGGCUUUUGAGGCUGCCAAAUCUCUUCUUUGCAGUGCACCUGUGCUGGCAGCACCCAAUUUUUCCCAAUCUUUUUACCUAGAGGUCGAUGCUAGUGCCACUGGGGCUGGAGCGGUGUUGAUGCAGAAGGGGGAUGAAGACAUGUGUAAACCUGUGUGUUAUUUUUCAGCUAAAUUCAAGAAACACCAGCUGAACUAUUCCACCAUAGAGAAGGAGACAUUGGCCAUGCUCCUGGCUCUACAACACUUUGAAGUAUAUGUGGGUUCAAGUUUCUUGCCAAUCACUGUUUACACCGAUCAUAACCCUCUUGUUUUUCUAGCUCGCAUGUAUAACAGUAACCAACGUUUGAUGCGUUGGGCCCUUCUGGCCCAAGGCUACAAUCUUCAUAUCAAACAUAAGAGGGGAGUGGACAACAUCUUGGCUGAUGCCUUGUCUCGUGGGUAAGACCUCCUCUUUAGUGGGCCUCCGAUAAUUACAAAUUUUGAAUUGGGAUUUUUAUAAUGGUAAACAAACUAUGUAAUAGGUUUGUUCUUAUGGGUGGGGGUGUUACGACCCGUGAGGUCUGUGUGUUGUGUUUGUAUUGCUGUGGGUGUUCUUCUGUCUCUCUCCUACAGGUGUUCCGUGUUUGAAGGUUGACGCGGUGAGAAUCUCGCAGCUGAAGCUGAUCAGUGGCAAUUAGUGGGGUGUAUAAGUUGAACCAGUAAAGUGCCUGGCUGGCUCUCACUCUUUCUGGGCGGCUCGCGUGGUACUGUGUGGCUUACUGUGUGAACUACUGUGUGGAUUGCUGUGUGGUUAAGGCGUGAUCUGCUGGGUGCUGAUCUUAAGUUUUCCCGCGCCGUCUGUUUGGUGAUUCGGUGGAGGCAGCUGUUGGAUCAGUGUUCCCGAAUCGAUCAGCGGAAAGUGGUCGUGGUGAGCGGCGGGUAAUAUCCGUGUGGGUUUUCGGUAGCGCGGCGGGAGCCGUGGAGACCGUAUUGUGCUGCACAUUUUCUAUUCAGUAUAUAUUAUUAAUAAAUGAAUAUCUGAACUUGACACGUGUUUUGAGUUAUCCUUGGUUUUUCCAUCCUGGGUAUUUAUUUAUUUAUUUAUUUGUUAGUCCCACAUCCCUAGACAAACUGGGAC
Molecule: messenger RNA, 6331 nt
Organism: Paramisgurnus dabryanus
Lineage: Eukaryota; Metazoa; Chordata; Actinopteri; Cypriniformes; Cobitidae
Biological process (GO): DNA integration
Molecular function (GO): zinc ion binding; nucleic acid binding
Source: RefSeq, a predicted model, not a curated record